Messenger RNA from Myzus persicae (green peach aphid), 2038 nucleotides. It is a transcript of the gene Rop, whose product is annotated as protein ROP. The coding region runs from base 178 to 1950 and encodes 590 amino acids. Gene Ontology annotation, biological process: vesicle-mediated transport; neurotransmitter secretion; intracellular protein transport. Gene Ontology annotation, molecular function: syntaxin binding. The transcript has 10 exons. The record is from RefSeq and is a predicted model, not a curated record. Gene Ontology annotation, cellular component: plasma membrane; secretory granule. NCBI's taxonomy places the organism in Eukaryota, Metazoa, Arthropoda, Insecta, Hemiptera, Aphididae.
AUUUUCCACCAUUUUUCUACUCUUAUCUCUGACCAAGUUAUUUGAAUCCUCUCGGCUCUCCCAUUUUCUUAUGACGUAAUGUUAUUAAAUCUUCAGUGACUUUUAAAGAUUAUUGUUUUUCUUGCGGUGCGUAAAGGCUGUUUGUUUACAAUUUGAUUGAUUCGUAGCGAAUCAAACAUGGCAUUGAAAGCUGUUGUCGGACAAAAGAUUAUGAAUGAGGUCAUUAAACAGAAGGGCGUAAAAAAAGGGGCUGACAAAGGAAUAGAAUGGCGUGUUAUGGUGGUUGACCAACUGGCAAUGAGAAUGAUAUCCGCCUGUUGUAAGAUGCAUGAAAUAUCCGCUGAAGGAAUCACUAUUGUUGAAGAUUUGCAAAAAAAACGAGAGCCUUUGGCCACUUUGGAAGCCGUUUACUUGAUUACUCCUAGUGAAAAGUCAGUCGCUGCUCUCAUUAGAGAUUUCUCCAGUCCAGGAAAAUCUAUGUAUAAAGCUGCUCAUGUUUACUUCACUGAGGCGUGUCCCGAUGAGUUAUUCAACAAGUUAAGUUUGUCCCCAGCCGCAAAAUUCAUUAAAACUUUAGUGGAAGUUAACAUAGCUUUCAUAGCAUAUGAACAACAGGUGUUUUCUUUAGAUUCUCGUGAAACAUUUCAAUGUUAUUAUAAUCCAUUACUAGUGAGUAGUCGAGUUCCUAACAUGGAACGCAUAGCAGAACAGAUUGCUACUGUUUGUGCUACAUUAGGAGAAUAUCCAUCAGUACGAUAUAGAAGUGACUUUGAACGUAAUGCUGAAUUAGCACAGAUUGUUCAGCAAAAAUUAGAUGCUUACAAAGCUGAUGAACCAACAAUGGGUGAAGGUCCUGAAAAAGCUCGCUCACAGUUAAUUAUACUUGACAGAGGAUUUGAUUGUGUAUCUCCUGUCUUACAUGAGCUCACAUUCCAAGCUAUGUCUUAUGAUCUUCUGCCAAUAGAAAAUGAUGUUUAUAAAUAUGAAGCCACUGCAGGUGCAGCUCUUAAAGAAGUAUUGUUGGAUGAAAAUGAUGAGCUUUGGGUGGAGUUACGACAUCAACAUAUUGCUGUUGUAUCUACAAAUGUGACAAAAAAUUUAAAGAAAUUCAUAGAUUCUAAGCGUAUGUCAGCUGUUGGUGAGAGUAAAUCUUCUAUGCGUGAUUUGUCGACAAUGAUUAAAAAAAUGCCUCAAUACCAAAAAGAAUUAAGCAAAUAUUCCACUCAUUUGCAUUUGGCUGAAGAUUGCAUGAAAUGCUAUCAAGGUAAUGUGGACAGACUUUGUAAAGUGGAACAAGAUCUGGCUAUGGGUACAGAUGCUGAAGGCGAGAAGAUCAAAGAUCAUAUGAGAUGCAUUGUGCCAAUACUGUUGGAUCAGAAUACAUCUAGCAAUGAUAAGAUGAGGAUUAUUAUAUUGUACGUUUUGUCUAAAAAUGGAAUAUCUGAAGAGAAUCUUAACAAACUGGUACAACAUGCUCAAUUAUCACCAGCUGAUAAACAAGCUAUUGUAAAUUUGAACUUGCUUGGUAUAAAUACUAUUGUGGAUGGUAACAGAAAGAAGCAGUACCAAAUACCGCGUAAGGAACGCAUUACUGAACAGACAUACCAAAUGUCUCGUUGGACACCCGUGAUUAAAGAUUUAAUGGAAGACUGUAUUGAAGACAAAUUGGAUGCUAAACAUUUUCCUUUUCUAGCUGGUAGAGCUGCUUCAUCUGGAUACCAUGCGCCAACUAGUGCACGAUAUGGACACUGGCAUAAAGAUAAGGGUCAACAGCUGAUAAAGAAUGUGCCCAGAGUAAUAGUAUUUGUGAUUGGAGGAGUAAGUUUUUCUGAAAUCAGGUGUGCAUAUGAAGUCACUAAUAACUUCAAAAACUGGGAGGUUAUAAUAGGCUCGUCACAUGUUCUAACUCCAGAAGACUUCCUCAACAACUUGUCUGCGUUAAGUCAAUAAAUCUGUCCAAUUCUUCCACUCAUCACAGUGUUAUGUUUUUCCAAAGUAUUACUUAUUGUAGCCUUAUAAAUCGUGAUUUUUUAAAUUU